Molecule: messenger RNA, 4251 nt
Organism: Dendrobium catenatum
Lineage: Eukaryota; Viridiplantae; Streptophyta; Magnoliopsida; Asparagales; Orchidaceae
Product: ABC transporter G family member 45
Exons: 22
Coding region: 59-4078 (1339 amino acids)
Cellular component (GO): membrane
Molecular function (GO): ATP hydrolysis activity; ATP binding; ABC-type transporter activity
Source: RefSeq, a predicted model, not a curated record
GAUUAUAAAUUGGCUAAGGCUUCCUCUAAGCUUUGGAAGACAGAAAGAAGAAGCGAAAAUGGAGGGAAUGGAAAGGAUGGAACGGCCUUCUCCCCUAACUCCUGAACUCAACGAAGUAUUUCUUCGACGGCUUAAGGAAACAAGGCAAAGCUUGGGAUUUGGAGAUUCGAAGGUGGAGAUUAGAUUUGAGGGGCUAAACGUUGAAGCCGACGCGCAAGUCGGCCUGAGGACUCCUCCGACGCUCCUCAACGUCACCCUCAAUACCAUGCAGGAGCUGACGGAAUUACUACGUCCAAGUUCUACCAACAAAAAACCCAUCAGAAUUCUCAAUGGACUAACGGGAGUAAUAAAGCCAUCCAGGAUGACACUAAUCCUCGGACCACCAGGUUCAGGAAAAUCAACUUUCUUGCGGGCCUUGUCAAAAAAAUUAGAUCCGGCAUUCAAAAUCAGUGGAAAGGUUACAUUCAAUGAACAAGAGCUUAAACCUUCUACCUCAGAACAGCUAUGCAUGUACGUUAGCCAGCAUGAUCUUCACCAUGCAGAGAUGACUGUGCGUGAUACAUUAAAUUUCUCCAGCCACAUGUUCGGAACUAAUAAAGCAUUUGAGAUUUUGAGUGGCGUACCAGGGACAGAAAGGGCAUCAACCAAUAAAUUAGCCCCAGAGAUAGAUGAACUUCUUGAGGCUACCUCCUGUGGAGAAGGAAGCAACUUGACUACAAAUUACAUUUUGAAGCUGCUUGGCUUAGAGGACUGUGCCAAUAUUAUUGUAGGAGAUGAAAUGAGAAGAGGCAUUUCAGGAGGACAGAAGAAACGAGUUACCAUCGGAGAAAUGCUAAUCAGUCUUGCGAGAAGUUUCUUCAUGGAUGACAUAUCAACUGGUCUGGAUAGCUCCACCACCUACAUGAUUGUGAAGUUUCUCAGGCAAAUAGCACAUAUAAUGGAUACCACCAUGGUUAUUUCCUUAAUCCAGCCAUCAGCUGAGACGUUUGAGCUAUUUGAUGACAUAAUUCUACUAUGCAAGGGGCAAAUUGUUUAUCAAGGUCGUCGAGAGAAUAUACUUGAGUUUUUUGAGUACAUGGGAUUUAAAUGUCCCGAUAGAAAGAACAUUGCUGACUUCCUUCAAGAGGUGACCUCAAAAAUGGAUCAAGAACAGUAUUGGAAAGAUAACCAAAGGGAAUACCAGUAUGUUUCGGUUGAAAAAUUUGCAGAAUCCUUUUGUUGCUAUUAUCUGGAUCAGCACCUUGAAGAUAAACAGCAUAUAAUCGGAGGCUACACCAAGAGCGUGAGAACAAUUGCAACCAGUGAAAACUACAGAAUCUCAAACUGGAAGGUAUUUAAAGCAUGCUUCUCUAGGGAAGUGUUACUAUUGAAAAUGAACUCCCCAGUGCAUAUAUUCAAGAGCAUACAGAUAAUGAUAUUGGCUUUGGUGACCAUGACACUUUUUCUUCGAACAAAUAUGGACCAUCACUCAAUUGCAGGUGGAAAUAAAUUCAUAGGAGCUAUCUUUACUGGCGUAGUGAUAGUGAACUUCAAUGGAAUGACUGAGCUGGCAAUGAUAGUAAAGAGAUUACCUGUCUUCUACAAGCAGAGGGAGCUCAUGCUUUUGCCAGGAUGGGCUCUUCUUUUUUCAAUAUAUAUACUAAGCAUUCCAUUGACAUUGAUUGAAACAGGCAUAUGGACUUCCCUAACAUAUUUUGUCAUUGGUUAUGCCCCUUCUGCAACCAGGUUUUUUCAACAGUACCUGGCCUUUCUCUCCGUGCACCAAAUGUCAAUGGGCCUUUUUCGUUUGAUUGCUGCUAUUGGGAAAACGCAGAUGAUGGCUAACACACUAGGCACUGCAGCACUUAUUUCAAUUUACAUCCUGGCAGGAUUUGUGUUAUCCAGAGAUGACAUCCAACCAUGGCUGAAGUGGGGUUAUUGGUCAUCUCCUCUAACAUAUGGUCAGAAUGCAGUAGCACUAAAUGAAUUUUUAGAUGAAAGGUGGAACAAGAAAAUGUAUGACAACAGCAAUGAAACUAUCGGUGAGGUUUUUCUCAGAUCAAGAGGGCUUCUCACGCAGUGGCACUGGUAUUGGAUUUCUAUAGGCGCACUAGCUGGCUUCUCAUUAAUCUUUAACAUUCUUACAAUCUUUGCCUUGGAAUAUAGCAACAACCCGUACAAGCAUAAAGUUACUGCUAGUACUGAAGUUGCGGAUCUGCAGCUUAACGGGAAAGAUAAUGAACAACAAGGAGAUGGAAGAGUAUCAACUCCUUUGCCUUUUCAGCCACUGAACCUUGUAUUCCAACACAUCAGCUAUUAUGUAGACAUGCCAAAAGGAAUGAAGAAAGAUGGGAAUGGCAAAAGGCUUCAACUUCUAAGGGACGUCAGUGGCGCUUUCAGGCCAGGCAUUCUAACAGCACUAAUGGGGAUCACAGGUGCAGGGAAAACAACAUUGCUAGAUGUUUUGGCCGGAAGAAAAACUGGGGGAUACAUUGAAGGAAAUAUUAGCAUAUCUGGUUACCCGAAAAAACAAGAGGCAUUUGCUCGGAUCUCGGGUUACUGUGAACAGACGGAUAUUCACUCGCCAUUUCUCACAGUUCAUGAAUCUCUACACUUGUCUGCAUGGCUGCGACUACCUUCUCAUGUUGAACAGCAUGACAGAAAUAUGUUUGUGGAAGAAGUCAUGUGCUUGGUUGAACUACUGCCUCUGAAGAAAGCCAUUGUAGGCCUUCCUGGAGCCCAUGGUCUAUCAGCUGAACAGAGGAAAAGGCUUUCAAUUGCGGUGGAGUUGGUUGCCAGUCCUUCCAUUAUUUUCAUGGAUGAGCCCACAACAGGUUUGGAUGCUCGGGCCGCAGCAAUUGUCAUGAGGACUGUCAGAAAAACAGUAGACACUGGACGAACUGUUGUCUGCACUAUCCACCAACCAAGCAUAGAAAUAUUUGAAGCUUUUGAUGAGUUACUGCUAAUGAAAAGCGGUGGGCAGCUUAUAUACAGUGGACCCCUUGGUCCAUUUUCUCAGACAAUGAUCAACUACUUCGAGGCCAUCCCAGGAGUAGCCAAGAUCAGAAAAGAUCAAAAUCCAGCAACAUGGAUGUUAGAUAUCACAUCAACAAUCAUUGAAUAUAAUCAACGCAUAGACUAUGCAGGCAUCUACCGUAACUCUUCUCUAUACAGAGACAACAUGGAGAUGGUUGAGGAUUUGAGUAAAAGGCGACCAAAUCUUGAGGAACCACAUUUCCUCACAACUUGUCGAUUGAGCUUCAAAGUACAGUGUUUAGCAUGCUUGUGGAAACAAAAUAGAUCAUAUUGGAAAAAUCCAGAACACAAUAUUGUGCGUUUCGCUACCACUGUCACAACUUCAUUACUUUUUGGUGUAGUCUUUUGGCAGAUAGGCUCAAAAAUGACAAAGGAACAAGAUAUCUUCAACGUUCUAGGAAUCAUGUAUGGGUCAGCAUUAUUUUUAGGCUUCGCAAAUGCCAGUAUAGUGCAGCCUGUUGUGGGAACAGAAAGAACUGUACUAUAUCGAGAAAGAGCAGCUGGAAUGUAUUCAACUCUGCCUUCUGCAAUUGCUCAGGUGGCAAUUGAAAUACCUUAUAUAAUAGUGCAAGUGCUCAUCUUUUCAAGUACAGUAUACACAAUGGCAGGAUUUCAGCUGGUUGUCUCUAAAUUUUUAUGGUUUGUGCUAUUUAUGUUGUUAAGUUUCUUCUACUUCACACUUUUCGGGAUGAUGGCUGUGGCACUUACACCAAUACAAGAUGUAGCAGCUCUAUUGUCCUUCCUAAUCUUUAUCUUAUGGAAUCUCUUCUCAGGUUUCAUGCUUCCUAGAAAGCUGAUACCGACUUGGUGGAGAUGGUAUUACUGGGCUAACCCUGCAGCAUGGACAAUCUACGGUCUACUAUUUUCCCAACUGGGGGACCGAGUUGAAUUAAUCCAAAUCCCGGGAGGAACAGAUCAAACUAUAAAAGAGUUCCUUGAGGAUUACCUCGGUGUAGAAAGCACUUACUUCCCUAUUAUAGUAACCCUCCACUUCGGAAUUAUUGUUCUUUUUUUUAUUUUGUUUGUUGUUGGAAUAAAACAUCUAAACUUUCAAAAAAAAUGAUGAAACAAAGAACAACUACAUAGGGUAUUCCAAGUAUAUGUACUCUAGCAGAAAAAACUAUGUAGUGAAAAAUGUAUUUAACAAUUUAGUUAUGUCAAAGAGUGCAAUCCUCUUCUUUGGCAUUUCUUGGUUAAUAAUAUUUGGCAAAUAAAAAUAUAGCGACUUUUUCAAUA